GGAAGGCGUGAAGGGCAGGCGUUGCAGCCUUUCUAAGCUUGAGGUCACCUCUCUUUAACGCUCCCUCAAUUUUUAGGCGUGGCCUCCCGGAGCGCCACGGCCCUCGGCUGCUCCGUCGCGUCUUCUGGGUUACAAUAAAGUUUUCCUCCCUGUACGGAGCUCAAGAUGGCGGCCUCCUGGUCGCCCUUGGUUACCCUGCGCUCCGCCGCGCGCAGCCGGCUGACUGGGAGAGGUGUUGGGUGCGGGGCGCGGGUCGUCGCAAUCCCUCCUCCGGCCCCUGGCCCUGGGAACCCCCUUUGGAAAGCCUACACAGUCCAGACAUCUGAGGGUGUACGCUCCACAGCCGCUUCUGAGGCCCAUUUGAAAGCCUUGGCUGUUUGCCGUGGGCCUCUGGACCACUACGACUUUCUGAUCAAAGCUCAGGAGCUGAGGGAUGAUGAACAGCAAAGAAGAGUCGUUCAGUGUUUGCAGAAGUUACAGGAGGACCUUAAAGGAUACCGCAUAGAGGAAGGAGGGCUCUUUUCAAAGCUUUUUUCAAGGAACAAACCUCCAAAGGGCCUCUAUGUUUAUGGAGACGUUGGUACAGGAAAAACAAUGGUGAUGGACAUGUUUUAUGCAUAUGUGGAAAUGAAGAGAAAAAAACGGGUCCAUUUUCACGGCUUCAUGCUGGACGUGCACAGAAGGAUACAUCGCCUUAAACAGAGUUUGCCGAAAAGGAAGGCAGGAUUCAUGGCUAAGUCAUAUGACCCGAUAGCUCCCAUAGCCGAGGAAAUCAGUCAAGAAACUUCUCUCCUAUGUUUUGAUGAAUUUCAGGUCACUGACAUCGCCGACGCCAUGAUUCUGAAACAGCUUUUUGAAAAUCUGUUCAAAAACGGGGUCGUCGUUGUGGCAACGUCCAACAGACCACCGGAAGACCUCUAUAAAAAUGGACUCCAGAGAGCUAACUUUGUGCCGUUUAUAGCGGUCCUGAAGGAAUAUUGUGAUACGCUGCAGCUGGAUUCUGGGAUAGAUUACCGGAAAAGGGAACUUGCCCCUGCAGGAAAACUCUACUACCUUACAAGUGAGGCUGAUGUGGAGGCUGUCGUGGAUAAGUUGUUUGAUGAGCUGGCUCAGAAACAAAAUGAUUUAACUAGCCCAAGGAUUCUGAAAGUGCAAGGCAGAGAGCUGCGGCUGAAUAAAGCCUGUGGAAGCGUUGCCGACUGCACAUUUGAAGAGCUGUGUGAGAGACCACUUGGAGCAAGUGACUAUUUGGAAUUAUCAAAGAAUUUUGAUACGGUAAUCAUACGAAACAUUCCGCAGUUUUCACUGGUGAAGAGGACGCAAGCGCGAAGAUUCAUCACUCUCAUUGAUAACUUCUAUGACUUCAAGGUGCGCAUAAUCUGCUCCGCUUCAGCUCCCAUCUCAAGCUUGUUUCUGCAUCAGCAUCCUGACAGUGAGUCGGACCAGAGCAGAAUCCUGAUGGACGAUUUGGGGCUGAGCCAGGACUCAGCCGGGCUCUCCAUGUUUACGGGGGAGGAGGAAAUCUUCGCCUUUCAGCGCACCAUUUCCCGGCUCACAGAGAUGCAGACGGAGCAGUACUGGAUUGAAGGGGACAGAAGCAGGAAAUAACUGUCACUUUCACACGAUUAAAAAGAAAAAGCGACUGGUUAGGGCUGUGAGACAGUGAGACGUCACUGCAUCACUGAGACUGACGGGAUCAUUUCGUCAUCAUCAAUGCACUUUGCCCUCUGGACUGCUGAGUCUGUGGCAGUGGACGGACACACUGAAGAAGUCUGUCUCUCCUUUGUAGAUCCGCGAUUAUUUAUAAAGUGGAAUCAUAACUCUUGAAGAUUACUGCAAGCCCUGACAUGUCUGCUUUGUCUGAAUCAUGAACGCACAGGCAGAGAAUGCGGAUAUGUGCGCACCUCCCAGCUUCAGCUGCACAACAGUCACACCUCAGAAAUACAUUCGCUGUAAGAAACAGGUGGCGUCCUACUGUUCAGGUUAAAACAAAGCCUUCUGAUCAUAAACUGAAGCGCUGGCCUCUGUGUUCCCGUGUUAGUUGGUUAGGAAUGGCAAUAACCUUUGGGCCUUGAGGUUUCCUCAGCUCUAACCCACAGAUCCAGGUUGGCAGGCAGUGCCCGAGCCCAUGAGGACAAGGGUUAUAAAUCCCCGGGAAAUUCCAGCUAAUUGGCAGGUCUCCCCUCUGACAGCCAAAGUGGGGCAGGUUCCAGGAUCCUGAUUGGUCGAGCGCUGGAGGAGGCAGAACCAGGGCCACACCCACAGCAGCGUGGACCCUCCCCCCAUCACCCAAGGUCCCCACUCUGUUCACUAGCGUCUGCUUGCACUACAGGGUCCACUCCCUGUCCUUGAUCCCGAGUCACAGAGUUGGGCCUCGUAGGAAACUGGAAAGGACACUUGAUAAAGCUUCUAUAAAUAAAAGUUGGCUUUUCCUUCA
Messenger RNA from Mus pahari (shrew mouse), 2437 nucleotides. RefSeq names its product AFG1 like ATPase (gene Afg1l). The transcript is spliced from 13 exons. NCBI's taxonomy places the organism in Eukaryota, Metazoa, Chordata, Mammalia, Rodentia, Muridae. The coding region runs from base 166 to 1608 and encodes 480 amino acids. Gene Ontology annotation, cellular component: mitochondrion; cytoplasm. Gene Ontology annotation, molecular function: ATP binding; ATP hydrolysis activity. The record is from RefSeq and is a predicted model, not a curated record.